AUGAAAGAUGGUACUCGUCUUAAUGCAGAUAAAUUAGUUGACGAAUCGGAUAAAGUUUUCCAAAAAUCAAAUGCAAAGGAUGAAAUUUUUGAAUAUAUAACAAAUAUGCUUAAGUAUAUGAAAAAGGUUUAUUCAAAUAUAUAUGAAAGUAAAGAUACAGAAGUACAACAACAGUGUAACAAAAAAUAUACUGAACUAUAUAAUCAAGAUUAUAAAAUUUUAAUUGAAAUUUUAGAUGAAUUAGAAAAUAUAUUCAUUAAUAAUACAAUCACUGUUAAUGAUGAAAAUUAUUUUACAAAAAUGUUCAAAGUCUAUUUAGAAGGAAAUUCUGUUGAAUUAGUAGAAAUAAAUAAACAAGUAUCAUUGCCUAUUAUUAUGACAAAUUUAAAAAAAUUACGUCAUUCAAACAAUCUAUUUAAAAAUAUAUCGAUUUUAAUUUAUAAAAUAAGUAAUCCAAAAAUAUUUAUAACUGGUUUUAAAAAUACACUUAAAUCAGAAAAUGCCAAAUAUUGUCCUAAGCUCAUUUUAUCAAACAGUCUACAAACAGAAAAAGAUAAUAUUAAAGCGGAAAAUUUAACUACAGCAUUAGGAUGCAUUGGACAAUGCCCAUAUUGUGGUUGCAAAUGUACAGUAAAUAUGGAAAAACACGAUGCACAUCAGUCAACCAAACAUCGAUUAUUGGCAUUUAAUGGUUCAUUUGAAUUGCUUGCAGGUAAUAAAAAAGGUUUUGUUUUUGAUUUAUGCAAUAGUGAAUAUAAUCUAACACAAAGUAAAUGGAAAGAACGUUCACAAGGUCAACUUUCAAUUCAAGAUAAUCCAUCUAUCAAAGAAAGAAUGAGUACAUAUACAGUUGGCCAAGGUGAAGUCACAAUAACAUUAGCUUGGCAUGAUAGUAAUGAUUUGGAUUUACAUGUUACUUGUCCUUGUGGAACUGACAUUGGACCCAAAGGCAAGGGUAAAACAUUUUCAAAUUUUGAACUUAGAGUAUCGACUCAUAAAGGAGGUAAUGUACAAACGUAUAACGGUGCAGUUUAUUCCUCUGGUGAGAAAAAAUUUGUUAAAGUUGGCGACUAUGAACAUGGUGGAUCUAUUAGUUUUCUUGAACAUAUCAAAGAAAAUUUCAAAACUUGGAGUAAUAUUAGUAUAAUUAAAGAUACCCAUUGGGAAAAUAUGUUAAGAAAAGCAUGGUGUCAAGUUGCUUCAAAAAUGAGUGAACGGUAUGAAUUCGAAAAUAAUACCCCAAGGGAAUGGCACAAUUUGACCAGAUCAUAG
Molecule: messenger RNA, 1272 nt
Organism: Didymodactylos carnosus
Lineage: Eukaryota; Metazoa; Rotifera; Eurotatoria; Philodinida; Philodinidae
Source: the annotation of a GenBank genome assembly